Messenger RNA from Passer domesticus (house sparrow), 1282 nucleotides. RefSeq names its product F11 receptor (gene F11R). The record is from RefSeq and is a predicted model, not a curated record. Gene Ontology annotation, cellular component: bicellular tight junction. Gene Ontology annotation, biological process: establishment of endothelial intestinal barrier; regulation of membrane permeability; intestinal absorption. The transcript has 10 exons. The coding region runs from base 1 to 1212 and encodes 403 amino acids. Lineage: Eukaryota; Metazoa; Chordata; Aves; Passeriformes; Passeridae.
AUGUCGCCCCCGCACCCCAAAAUUCGCCCCCCCCACGCUCUCGGCCCGCGCCCCCUACCGGCCGGAGCCACCCCUGUUUCCACGGCAACGCCAGGCCCCGCCCCUUCGCGCUGCCAUUGGCCAGAAGUUACAGCGCGCUCUCCCAUUGGCCGCCGCUCCCCGCCCUUCCCCUUAACCAAUCAAACCACGCGGGAGGCCCUGAACCGACCAAUCAGCGAGCGCCGCUUCGAACCGGCGGGCGGGGCGGCCAAUGAGGGCGCGGAGGGGGCGUGGCCGCGCGGCACCUGGCGGGAGCGGGGACAGCCCCGGGGACAGCGGGGACAGCCCCGGGGACAGCCCGGGACACAGCCCGGGACAGAGCGGGGACAGCCCCGGGGACACCGGGGACAGCCCGGGACAGAGCGGGGACACCGCCGGGCACGGCCCGGGCCGGGGCUGCCGCUGCUGCUGCUGCUGCUGGGGGCGCUCGCCGCGCUGGCCGCAGCCCAGGUGACCUCGGAGGACCAGGAAGUGCCGGAGCACAAACCCGUGGAGAUUCGCUGCACCGCGUUCCGCUCCAGCUCCGGCAGCGCCCGCAUCGAGUGGAAAUUCCAGAGGGGCUCGUCCCUGGCUCUGAUCUACUACGGGGGGGAGCUCACGGAGCCGUACCGGGGCCGUGUCCAGUUCUCGCCCACGUCCAUCCGGUUCCAGUCGGUGACGCGCGAGGACAGCGGGAAGUACAUCUGCGAGGUGGUGGGGGAUGGCAGCCAGAUCGCCAAGUCCGAGGUCAACCUCAUCGUCCAGGUGCCCCCGGGGAAGCCGCUGGCACACGUGCCCAGCUCGGCCACGGUGGGCGCGCGGGCGGUGCUGCGCUGCUCCGAGGCGCAGGGCUCGCCGCCGCCGACCUUCCGCUGGUACAAGGAUGGCACCGAGCUGCCCCAGGACCCCAAAUCCAGCCCCGCCUUCCGCAACUCCUCCUACAGCCUGGACCCGCGCACGGGGGAGCUGGUCUUUGAGCCCGUGGGGGGCUGGGACACGGGCGAUUAUCACUGCGAGGCCUCCAACAACGUGGGCACCCCCCAGAAAUCCGACGUGUUCCGCAUGGAAGCCAGCGAGGUGAACGUGGGCGGCAUCGUGGCCGCCGUGGUGCUGCUGCUCCUGGUCCUGGCGCUCGCUGCCUUCGGCGUCUGGUUCGCCUACAGGCGCGGCUACUUCAGCAAAAAAACAGAGUGAGUGACAGCAGAGCCACCUCCUCCUCCUCCUCCUGGGUGACCCCACCCCCCCGGUGUCACCCCGGUGUCAC